GACCUCAGCAUUACACCACCCCACAUUCUACCCUAACAAUCGCUCCACACAUCACUCUAAUCUCUAAUAAUCAUAAUGAUGACCAGCACGGUAUCCUCUCAAGACAUUGCGGACGCCUCCAGCUCGCGGGCUGCUCAGCGUAAAGCUCGGUUAGCAUGUAUUCAGGAGCAACGCUAUACGUUGAUGCAAUCGUUCAGCUCUGUCAAAGUUGAAUUCUGUGACCUAGAUGGAUUACAAUGGACUGGGUCAGCAUUGCGAAAGCGAACUGUUUCUCGCCCAGACUCAAAUUCUGGCAUAUUGUCCCAAUGUAAAAAUCUGAACCAAAACUCUCCUCGUCGUGCCCGUGCCCAAACUCUUUUCUGUCCAUCAUCUCCGUCCCUAUCAUCUUCGAGCUUGUCGCCGUCCUCGUCAUACUUUCCAUCUCUCGACACCCCGCUUUCCAGUCCCAAAUGUCGAAAACCUGAAGCCUUGACAACACUGAAUAACGUGGACUUUGCCCCCAACUUUGAUGAGAAAACCGUCCGUGCUUGUGUCUCUCCUGUCAAAGCCGCUCUGGACUCGCAGAAACAUACUGCUUCUAAUCGUGAUCUGGACUCUCGUCCACCCGCAAAGCAGAGGCGUAGAUCACGCUCCCCCGUCAAAGGCGCUUUUAUUGGUGAAACCAAAUCCUCGGCGAAGCACGAGUCAAGGUCCGACAUUUUGCCCACUGUGGUUUACGACAGUAAACCUGCGAUGUCUACUCCUCCUCCGCCUGCUUACACCGGUGGUGCACCUAUGGAGCGCCUUGAGAGUAGCUCCAGCCGACGGUCCCUCACGCGCACGUAUACCCAGGCAGAGAUCACAUUCGGCGUCUCUCCAACGGUUGCGACCGAGGUGAUGCGGGGUAGAGAGCGUUCACGAGGAUUUAGGGUUCCUUCCAAACUAGCCUUGGAAGACACUAUGGUGUUCGACGAAAGUGAAGAGGUUAUUGAAAGUGACUUGGUCGGUCUGGGUCCCAUCAGGCUCAGCCCUCCGAAAGCCGACCGCGAGCGUGGACAGCGGCUCCGAGGACUCGCACCUCAACAUCCCUCUUCGUCGGCGAGGCUUUUCCAAAGUAUUGUAGAAGAGGAAGAUCCUUUGGUGACACCUACGCCUGAACGGUUUAGCUCCGUCCUUGAAUAUCCCAUCUCUCCCGAGACGCCCAUUCAACCUCGUUGUUCCUGUGCCGAUCUCACCCUAUUGAAGAGAAAACGUCAAUCGAGCGAGGCACAAAAUGAGAUUGACCAGGAGCCGUGAAGGACGGGUUGUGGAAAAUCCUCGACUCCGUCUGUUGAGCCAUGAUUUUUACUUAGAGACAAACAGACUCGGUUCGUCACAUUCGCAUUAUCCGCAUACAUCCCGUAAUAGACCUCACUCGCAUUCAAGAGGACAUCACAAUAGUAUUUGCACAUAUAUAGCUUGUAAUUACUGUCUUGCUUUCUGUAUCGAAAAUGUAUCAAAAAAUAUAAAAGCAUACCCA
Lentinula edodes (shiitake mushroom) is the source of this 1498-nucleotide messenger RNA. RefSeq lists its product as uncharacterized. Bases 76 to 1275 code for a protein of 399 amino acids. Lineage: Eukaryota; Fungi; Basidiomycota; Agaricomycetes; Agaricales; Omphalotaceae. The transcript is spliced from 2 exons. The record is from RefSeq and is a predicted model, not a curated record.